AUGGAGCGGGCCCCCAACUCAGGGCUGCCCGGGCAGCCGAAGCAAGGCACCUUAGACAGUGAGCAGCAGCAGCAGCAGCAGCAGCAGCAGCAACUAGCAGCUGCAGCUGCGCUGCAACAACAGCGGAAUCUGCUGCAACAACAGCAGCAGCAGCAGCAGCAACAUCUGCAGCAGCAGCUGCAGCUGGGCUCCGGGGAAAUCCCUGCUGCUGCUGCAGUUACCUUCGCCAGUGACCCUAUGCCGCAGCUGCAUGCGCUGCAGCAGCAGCAGCUACUGCAACAGCAGCAGCAGGUGCAGCAGCAGCAAAUGCUGCACCAGCAGAUACAGCAGCAGCAGCUGCAGCACCAGCAGCAGCAGCAGCAACAGCAGCACCUGCAGCAGCAACGGUGGCAGAUGCAGCAAACACCCUCUAUACAAGAGCAGCUGCACCUCCCCAUGGAGCGGCUGCAUUGGGCUGAGCAGCAGCAGCAGCAGCAGCAGCAGCAGCAACUGCAGCAGCAGCAGCAGCAGCAGCUAGAGCGGCAUCUGCACCAGCAGCAGCUACACCAACAACUGCAGCAGCAGCAGCUUCAGCAGCAGCUGCUGCACAAUGCUGCAGCACAAAGCGUGCAGCUAUUGUCUUGUCAUACAGAUCCGGCGCUGCAGCAGCAGCUGCAGCAGCAGCAGCAACUGCAGCAGCAGCAGCAGCAGUUGCAGCAACAGCUGCAGCAGCAGCAGCAGCAGCAUCAUCUGCAACAGCAGCUGCAGCAACAGCAGCAGCAGCAGCUGCUGCUGCAACCUGCUGCAGGGGUGCACCCAAUUCAGCCUCUGCAGCAGCGACAGGACAGCCUGCUGCUGCAGCAGGGGCUGCAGCAGCAGCAGCAGCAGCAGCAGCAGCAGCAGCAGCAGGUAAACCCCUUUCAGCACCAUCACCAGCUCCACGUGCGUACAGCAAUGAGAGACAGACAGGAGCAGGAGCAGCAGCGGCAGCAGCAUCUGCAGCAGCAGCAGCUGCUGCUGCUGCAGCACCAGGAUGCACGCAUGAGGCUGCAGCAGCUGCGGCAGGAGCACGGGCCCCUUGAAGCAGCAGCAGCAGCAGCAGCAGGAGCAGCAGCAGCAGCAAGACCAGCAGCAGCAGAACCCUUUGCUUCUUCUCCCCCUCUCUUCCGCCGCUCCUCUUGUCUGCCUGCUGUUGGCUGCCGCAGCAAAAGCAGCAGCAGCAGCAGCACAGAAUUAGGCCUCAACUAUCCCGUGCUUCCAAGCAGCAGCAGAUGCCCUAUCUGCAGCAGCAGCAGCAGCAGCAGCAGCUGUAGCUGCUGCGACAACGGGAGGCCCCACACCAGGAGUGAGUGGAAGGCUAGCUUCAUGAGCAGCGCGGCACUGCAGCGGCAGCAGCAGCUGCAGCAGCAACUGCAGCAGCAGCAGAGGCAGCAGCAACUGCAGCAGCAACUGCAGCAGCAGCAGCAGCAAGAGCCACAGCAAACCCAGGAACCACUGCAGCAAGUAACAACACCACAGCAGCAGGCGGUGCAACCGCAGCAGCAGCAGCAGCAGCAGCAGCAGCAGCAGCAGCAGCCAAUGCAUGAGCAACUUGUGCAGCAGCAAACACCCCAGCAGCAGCAGCAGCAGCAGCAGCAGCAGCAGCAGCAGCAGCAGGCAGCUGAGGAAGCAGCAUUGCUGCAUCAGUCUCCGCAUGUGUCUCCUCUGCUGCUUGAGAGGACUCACCAGCAGCAAGCGCCGGCGGUGGUGCCUCUGCAGCCACAGCAGCAGCAGCAGCAGCAGCAGCAGCAGCAGCAGCAACAGCAGCAGCAACAGCAACAGCAGCAGCAGGCAGCAGCAGCAGCAGCAGCAGCAGCAGCAGCAGCAACAGCAGCAGCAACAGCAACAGCAGCAGCAGCCCCGCGAUAUUGGGGUGCAAGCUUCACCCUCUGA
Molecule: messenger RNA, 1911 nt
Organism: Eimeria mitis
Lineage: Eukaryota; Apicomplexa; Conoidasida; Eucoccidiorida; Eimeriidae
Source: RefSeq, a predicted model, not a curated record